GAGUGUCAUCUACCUCCGGUUCUGGAGCCAACGUAGCAGGAACUGCUGAUGUUGAAGGAGCUGCGGGAAUUCUGGAUCAACUGUUGACGGCACUCAAACCGAUGUAUUUGAGGCAAGUCUUGGAGCGAAUUCUCAGAUGAGUGAGAUACCAAAGUCAUCAAAUAAUGCUGAAGAAAUCUCUACCAGAGCGAAUCGUACCUCAAGAAGCUUCUCACAAAGAAUCGGCACCGCGGGAGAAGCAGGCACAUUUGUGGUGAGUCAGGACGCCGGCUCCAGUGGCUUCACCGUCAAGGACCUAAGGACUGCCGCACAGGCAGUGCCACAGCACGGCUUUGGAUCUGCAGGCACUGCCACUGUGGAGAGUGGCGCCGCUACCAGGAAUGCAGGUGUGCUAGGAGGUGGUUCUGCCACGGCAACAGGAAUUGGUUCCAUUACGGGCAAUGCCGGUGGAUCACAAGCUGGUUCUGUUGCGGCAAGCGGCACUGGAUUGGGAAAUGGCAUUACUACUGGCCAUACUAGCGGAUCAGGUGGAUUUGGUCCAGGAAGUGGAAGAGGAUCAGGUGUUGUAUCUGGAAAUCUCGGCGGAGGUGGUUUUGCAUCUGGUAGUAAUGGUGGAAAUGGUUUUGUGUCUGGUGGAUCAGGAAGUGAUUUUGUUAGAGGCAGUGCUGGUGGAUCAAGAAGUGAUUUUGUCUCUGGUGGAUUAGGAAAUAAUUUUGCGUCUGGUGGAUCAGGAAGUGGUUUUGUGUCUGGCAAUGCUGGUGGAUCAGCAGGUGGUUUUGUAAGAGACAGUACUGGUGGAUCAGGAGGUGGUUUUGUGUCUGGUAGUGGACUGCAAGAUGCCUUAGCCACGGGCAGAACUGGAGGAUCAGGAGGUGGAUUUGUAAGAGACAGUACUGGUGGAUCAAGAGGUGGUUUUGUGUCUGGUAGUACUGGUGGAUCAACAGGUGGUUUUGUGUCUGGCAAUGCUGGUGGAUCAGGAGGUGGUUUUGUGUCUAGUAAUGCUGGUGGAUCAGGAGGUGGUUUUGUGUCUAGUAAUGCUGGUGGAUCAGGAGGUAGUUUUGUCUCUGGCAGUACUGGUGGAUCAGGUGGUGGUUUUGUGUCUGGCAAUGCUGGUGGCUCAGGAGGUGGUUUUGUAAGAGACAGUACUGGUGGAUCAAGAGGUGGUUUUGUGUCUGGCAAUGCUGGUGGAUCAGGAGGUGGUUUUGUGUCUGGCAGUACUGGUGGAUCAAGAGGUGGUUUUGUGUCUGGCAGUACUGGUGGAUCAACAGGUGGUUUUGUGUCUGGCAGUACUGGUGGAUCAGGUGGUGGUUUUGUGUCUGGUAAUGCUGGUGGAUCAGCAGGUGGUUUUGUGUCUGGCAGUACUGGUGGAUCAGGUGGUGGUUUUGUGUCUGGCAAUGCUGGUGGAUUAGGUGGUGGUUUUGUGUCUGGCAAUGCUGGUGGAUUAGGUGGUGGUUUUGUGUCUGGCAGUACUGGUGGAUCAGGUGGUGGUUUUGUGUCUGGCAAUGCUGGUGGAUUAGGUGGUGGUUUUGUGUCUGGCAAUGCUGGUGGAUCAGCAGGUGGUUUUGUGUCUGGCAGUACUGGUGGAUCAGGAGGUAGUUUUGUGUCUGGUAAUGCUGGUGGAUCAGCAGGUGGUUUUGUGUCUGGCAGUGGACUGCAAGAUGCCUUAGCAACGGGCAGAACUGGUGGACCAGCAGGUGGUUUUGUCAGAGGCAAUGGUGGUGGAUCAGGAGGUGGUUUUGUGUCUGGCAAUGCUGGUGGAUCAUCAGGUGGUUUUGUGUCUGGCAGUACUGGUGGAUCAGGUGGUGGUUUUGUGUCUGGCAGUACCCGUGGAUCAGGGGGUUUUGCUUCUGGUAGUACCCGUGGAUCAGCAGGUGGUCUUUUGUCUGGCAGUACCGGUGGAUCAGCAGGUAGUUUUGUUUCUGGUAGUACUGGUGGAUCAAGUGGUUUUGUGUCUGGCAGUACUGGUGGAUCAAGUGGUUUUGUGUCUGGCAGUACUGGUGGAUCAAGUGGUUUUGUGUCUGGCAGUACCGGUGGAUCAAGUGGUUUUGUUUCUGGCAGUACUGGUGGAUCAGGAGGUGGUUUUGUGUCUGGUAGUACUAGUGGAUCAGCAGGUGGUUUUGUCAGAAGUAGUGGUGGUGGAUCAAACGGUGGUUUUGUGUCUGGCAGUGCCGGUGGAUUGCAAACUGCCUUAACCACGGGUAGUGCUGGUGGAUCAGGAGGUGGCUUUGUAGCUAGCAGUGGAGGUGGAUCAGGAGUUGCUUCUAUCUCUGGUGGAUCACGAGGUAGCUUCGUCUCCGGCAAUGCUGGUUUAUCGGGAGGCAAUUUUGUCUCUGGUGGAUUAGGAAGUGGUUUGGUGUCUGGUAGUACUGGUGGAUCAGGAGGUGGUUUUGUGUCAGGCAGGAGUGGUGGAUCAGGUGGUUCUAUAUCUGGUGGAUCAGGAGGUGGUUUUGUGUCAGGCAGAGGCGGUGGAUCAGGUGGUUCUAAUUCUGGUGGAUCAGGUGGUAGUUUUGUGUCAGGCAGGGGUGGUGGAUCAGGUGGUUCUAUCUCUGGUGGAUCAGGUGGUGGUUUUGUGUCAGGCAGAGAUGGUGGAUCAGGAAGUGGUUUUGUUUCUGGCAGGCGUGAUGGAUCUAGAGGUCUUGCGUCAGGCAGGCGUGGUGGAUCAAGAGGUUUUGUGUCAGGCAGGGGUGGUGGAUCAGGUUUUGUGUCAAAUAGUGAUGCAACAUUAGAAAAUGCCUUGCUUGCAUCGAUUAUCGAUGGAUUACAAAAUGUUCCUGGUAUAUCACGAGCUGGUGGCCGUGGAUCACAAGGUGGUUUUGUCAGAAGUGGGGCUGGUGUAUCGGGAAAUGUCUUAGCCAGUGGUAGUGUCGUUGGAUCAGCAGGUGGUGUUGCGUCUGGUGGAUCAGGUGGUUUUGUGUCUGGUGGAUCAGGUGGUCUUGUGUCUGGUGGAUCAGGAGGUGGUUUUGAGUCAGGCAGGGGUGGUGGAUCAGCAGGUGGUUUAGUGUCUGGUAAUACUGGUGGAUCAGCAGGUGGUUUUGUGUCUGGCUUUGCCGGUGGAUCAGGAGGUGAUCGUACCUCUGGUGGAUCAGGAAGUGGUUUUGUUUCCAGCAGUACCGGUGGAUCAAGUGGUCUUGUGUCUGGUAGUGCCGGUGGAUUGCAAGGUGCCUUAGCCACAGGCAAUGCUGGUGGAUCAGGUGGUUUUGUCUCUGGCAGGGGUGGUGGAUCGGGAGGUGGUUUUGUCUCUGGCAGGGGUGGUGGAUCAGGUGGUUCUAUUUCUAGUGGAUCAAGUGGUGGUUCUGUAUCUGGCAGGGGUGGUGGAUCAGGAGGUGGUUUUGUGUCAGGCAGGGGUGGUGGAUCAGGUGGUUCUAUCUCUGGUGGAUCAGGUGGUGGUUUUGUCUCUGGUAGGGGUGGUGGAUCAGGUGGUUCGAUUUCUAGUGGAUCAAGUGGUGGAUUAGGAGGUGGUUUUGUGUCUAGCAGGGGUGGUGGAUCAGAUUUUGUGUCUAAUAGUGGUGCAACAUUGGAAAAUGCUUUACUUGCAUCGAUUACCGGUGGAUCACGAGCUGGUGGCCGUGGAUCACAAGGUGGUUUUGUCAGAGGUGGGGCUGGUGUGUCGGAAAAUGCCUUAGCUAAAGGUGGUUUCGAUGGAUCAGCAGGUGGUCUUGUGUCUGGUGGAUCAGGAGGUGGUUUUGUGUCUGGUGGAUCAGGUGGUCUUGUGUCUGGUGGAUCAGGAGGUGGUUUUGUGUCUGGUGGAUCAGGAGGUGGUUUUGUAUCAGGCCGAGGUGGUGGAUCAGCAGGUGGUUUAGUAUCUGGCAGUACUAGUGGAUCAGCAGGUGGUCUUGUUUCUGGCAAUGCUGGUGGAUCAGGAGGUGGUUUUGUCAAUGGUGGAUCAGGAAGUGGUCUUGUGUCCGGCAGUACCGGUGGAUCAAGUGGUUUUGUGUCUGGCAGUACUGGUAGAUCAGCAGGUGGUUUUGUGUCUGGGGGAUCAAGAGGUGAUUUUGCCUCCAGCAGUACUGGUGGAUCAGGGGGUUUUGUAUCUGGUAGUACCCGUGGAUCAGCAGGUGGUUUUGUAUCUGGCAAUACUGGUGGAUCAGCAGGUGGUUUUGUGUCUGGAAAUACUGGUGGAUCAGCAGGUGGUUUUGUGUCUGGCAGUGCUGGUGGAUUGCAAGGUGUCUUAGCCACAGGCAAUGCUGGUGGAUCAGGAGGUGGCUUUGCUUCUGGAAGGGAUAGUGGAUCAGCAGGUGGUCUUGUGUCUGGCAGUACUGGUGGAUUAGCAGGUGGUUUUGUGUCUGGCAGUGCCGGUGGAUUGCAAGGUGCCUUAGCCACAGGCAAUGCUGGUGGAUCAGGAGGUGGUUUUGUGUCUAGUAGCGGUGGAGGAUCAGGAAGCUCUAUCUCUAGUGGAUCAGGAGGUAGCUUCGCCUCCAGCAGUACCGGUGGAUCAGGAGGUGGUUUUGUGUCUGGCAGGGGUAGUGGAUCGGGAGGUGUUUUUUCCGGCAGUGGUAGUGCAGUGCAAGGUGUUGUGUCCACAAGCACUACUGGUGGAUCAGGAGUAGUUUUGUCAGAGGCAGUACCGGUGGACAGCAAAAUGUUUUGGCUACAGGCAGUGGUGGACGAUUAGGCAGUGACGUAAGUACACUUGUAGUUGGAAGUGGAUUGAAGCGUGGUCGAGGUCGCGGUCGUGGUCGUGGUCGCGGGCGUGGUGGUGUUCGUGGUCGUGGUGGUGGUCGUGGGAGUGGUGGUAUUGCUGGUAAUCUUGGUGGUGGUACUGGUGGUCUUGUUGGCGGUAGUGCUGGUGGUCAUGUUGGCGGUAGUGUUGGUGGUGUUGGUGGAGGUAGUGCUGGUGGUGUUGGAGGUAGCUUUGUUACCUCAAAGCUAACCAUUAACCAUGACGGUAGAUCCCGAGGCACUGCACGCCCUAGAACCAGAGCACCAGGACACCAUAGAGCCAGAGUAACAGCACACCCUACACCCAUUAUUACAGCACGCCCUACGCCCAUUGUAACAACACACCAUACACCCAUUGUAACAACACAUCAUACACCCAUUGUAACAGCGCAACCUAGAGUCACUGUAACAGCCAACCCAGCCGUCACUAAGCCACUGCGGAAGGUGGACGUCAAGAAGCAGCAAGAGCAAAUAGAACGCGCUCGUCUUCGGAUUCUGCAGGCCAGGCAAGGGAACACACACACCACUGGUCCCAUCCCGCUCGACAUCCUGCAGAGGCUGACAAACGUGGCAGGACGCGAUGCAAUACAUAUCACUCCUGCGAUUCCUGAAGCAGAAUUUCAUAUCCGUCGCCAACAUGGAAGGGGGGGUGCGAGGUGAUGGUUAGGGAAUUCUGGCUCACCGUAAAUUUUUUGUAUUAUAAUUUUUUUAGGUAUAUAUAUUUUUUUUUUUUCUUUGUAUAAUUUUGUUUCGAGUGCCAAGUAGCUGCAUUAAUCACUAGUGGUCAAGAAACAUUUGUCUUGUACAUAUAAUAUUUUGAUAUGAAAAUAAAGAUCUUGUUUUGAAA
This is a messenger RNA of Portunus trituberculatus (swimming crab), 5506 nucleotides long. RefSeq lists its product as uncharacterized. Lineage: Eukaryota; Metazoa; Arthropoda; Malacostraca; Decapoda; Portunidae. The record is from RefSeq and is a predicted model, not a curated record. The transcript has a single exon. Bases 137 to 4612 code for a protein of 1491 amino acids.